AUGGGGCUGGCCGAAACGAGCGAGACAAGCGAGGCAAGCGAGUCCCAAAGGCGCUCCUCCUCCUUCAGGCAGCAGCAUUUCCAGCCAGCCAGCAAUCGGCAGGAGUGA
Molecule: messenger RNA, 108 nt
Organism: Colletotrichum lupini
Lineage: Eukaryota; Fungi; Ascomycota; Sordariomycetes; Glomerellales; Glomerellaceae
Exons: 1
Coding region: 1-108 (35 amino acids)
Source: RefSeq, a predicted model, not a curated record